AUGAAAAACAAUUAAUAUAAAAUUAGAGUAACAUUAGAUAGUACUCCUUCAACUUAUUAAACUACUGAAACUUUAUCUUUAUGGGAAAAUUUAUAAAGAUCAAAAGAUUCACCAAGAAAAUCUAAAAUAAGAAUUGCAAGAGACCCACUUGAAAAUGAAUGUCCUUUAUAAUAACCGAAUCCAUUUUUAUUUAAUGAAUAAUUAAAACAUAGUUUUAGGGACUACUUGGAAGGUUAAAAGACAGCAUUAAAUUUAGUAAAUGAAUGUAAUCAUAUCAUAAGUUAAUCACAUAAGAUGGAUUAACUAAAAUUAUUUUCAAAUAUACAUAAAUUUCGAAGUUAAUUAAAAUAAAGAUCCUCUGUUAGAUUAUCUAUGAUCUAAAAUAAUUCAUAGACAGAUGAUCUUCUUUAAAGAAAAAUUAAAAUCUAAGAAAGAUUUCAUAAAAUUCAAGCAUUAAUAUAAUAAAGAAUGUAAUCAAAAAAUAAAAAAGAUUCACUUAGAGAUGUUUAAUUAUUUAAACAUUUAUUUGAAACUUGUGAAAAGAAUGUUAAUAAAAUUAAAUCAAAGAAUCUAUUAUCAGAAAAAGCUGAUGGAGUUAGAGAAUUUGAUUAAAUUAAAUAUUCUAAGAAUCCAUAAGGAUCAUUAAGAGUACGUCUAAACACUGAAGACAAUUAAAAUUAAUCUAAUCAUAAUUUAAGGAGUAAAACUUUACCAGAUUAAUAAACAAUACACUUAACUAGAAAGAAGGAAAGAGAGAAAAUGAAUGCAAAAUUAACUGAAUUUUUAGAACAUAAUCAAAAUUAAGAAAAAAAUCUACUUCUUAAAGCUAAAAAAAAUUUAGUUAGAGAAUUAAAGAAUGGUAAUUAAAAAUUUCAUUAAUUUGAACCUAAUAGAUAUAAUAUUACAGAUCCAUUAAGUAAAGAUGUAAAAUUUUAUGCUUAUAUGUUUAUGAAACCUAAAAAUGAAGAUAUAUUAUAGAAAAAGGAUUAAAAGUUUAAAUUCUUAUGUAAAACUGCUAGAGUUCAAAAAAAUACUUAGAGACAUUACUUAGCAAAUUUUGAUAAAAUGUAAUCUAAUUCUAGAGAUGAAAGCUUAGAGGAAGAUUCUUCAUUCAACUCUAUGCUUGAAAUCAAUAUAGAUAAUCUUUAUAAAAGAAGCACUGAUUUGUAAAAUAUGAUUCUAAAUACAAAAUCUGAAAAGUUUGUUAAAAGAAUUAGACAAUUCUAAAAAGUGCAAUCCUUAACUACUUAAAUAAUUAAAGUUAAUGAAUAAAAACUAUCUAAUACUAAAUUAUUAUGA
Molecule: messenger RNA, 1299 nt
Organism: Paramecium pentaurelia
Lineage: Eukaryota; Ciliophora; Oligohymenophorea; Peniculida; Parameciidae
Source: the annotation of a GenBank genome assembly